AUGACACUACCUCUACGCAAGAGGGACAAAAACAUAAUUGUAGGAAACGAGACUUAUCAGACUAAAUGGUUAGGUCAGAUGACGUCAGAAGUGCAAAAGUCAUGUGAUAACGAAUUCGGCUUCUCUCCCGAUAACAAAAGCGGCGACUAUCCUUUUUGUGGGGAUAGACGCCGCACCUGCCGUCUGUUAGAAGUGUUAACGAAAUUAACUUUUACACAGCAACCUCCAUACUGA
Acanthoscelides obtectus is the source of this 234-nucleotide messenger RNA. The record is from the annotation of a GenBank genome assembly. Lineage: Eukaryota; Metazoa; Arthropoda; Insecta; Coleoptera; Chrysomelidae.